AUGAGUAACUUAAGAUGGCGUGCUAUCACUGCAUCAAAUGUGUUGUGAUUUUCCAAAUGUAUUAAAAAAUACGUAUAGUUUGACAGGUUUCACUUAUAUCGAAGUUUAUUACAUUAAGAAAAAAAUUUUAAUACAGUGAAAUUCUGAUUAUUGUUAUGGAAACUGAAAGACGAUCAGAUUUGUACGAAGAAUGGAAAAGACGAGCUUUUCUUGGUCCACUCCCCCAAGGAUUUUUAAGAUUGGAAGAGCGUAAUGUACAAUUACAACAAGAAGCAGCAGACCAACAAGCUGCACUUGCACUUCAUCAAUUGCAAAUGCAGAAUAUGCCUGCUAUGCAUGAACCUCAUGUUGGCAGACUUAGCAUAACAAUUGUUCAGGCUAAACUUGUAAAAAAUUAUGGAAUGACAAGAAUGGAUCCUUAUGUGAGAUUAAGAGUAGGUCAUGCUGUAUAUGAAACACAUACAUGUUCAAAUGGAGCAAAAAAUCCACAUUGGAAUAAAGUUAUUCAAUGCUAUUUGCCACCAGGAGUUUUACAAAUCUAUAUAGAAAUUUAUGAUGAAUGUUCUUUUGUAAUGGAUGAAUUAAUUGCAUGGGGUCAUAUAGAUAUCCCAUCACAAGUUCUUCAAAAAGGAGAGACACAUGAAGAUUGGUACAUGCUUAGUGGAAAGCAAGGAGAUAAUCAAGAGGGAAUGAUAAAUUUAGUUUUUAGUUAUACGACUAAGUGUCAGUCUUAUAUGAGUGCACCUCCAAUUAUGAUGGUUCCUUCUUCAACAAUGUUUGGUAUGACACGAUAUGCACCAGUAAAUGUUUACACAGCACCAACUACAGCUACUGUAUCAGCUGUUAUUCCUAGUUCUAUGCCAAAUGCUGAAGUUGAAUUAAAACAGAUUUCAGAGAUGUUUCCAAAUGUGGAUAAAGAAGUAAUUAAAUCAGUCUAUGAUGCAAAUAAUGGAAAAAAGGAUGUAACUAUAAAUUCAUUACUCCAAAUGUGUGAAUAAGUAAUUUUAUAUACAAAUUGCUAUUUAAUUCCAAAGGCCAUGUUUAUGUUUUCUGCUAUGUUGUAUUUCUUUUGAAUUGUAAUAUAUUUGCAAGUUAUUUCCAUGCAUUUUAUUGGUAUAUUAAUAUUUAAUAUAAAAAAAUCUAUAUAAUAUAUUGGAUAAGGAAAUAUA
Messenger RNA from Apis mellifera (honey bee), 1169 nucleotides. Its product is annotated as toll-interacting protein. Gene Ontology annotation, biological process: ubiquitin-dependent protein catabolic process. Gene Ontology annotation, molecular function: ubiquitin binding; ubiquitin conjugating enzyme binding. The record is from RefSeq and is a predicted model, not a curated record. The transcript is spliced from 6 exons. Lineage: Eukaryota; Metazoa; Arthropoda; Insecta; Hymenoptera; Apidae. Bases 156 to 998 code for a protein of 280 amino acids. Gene Ontology annotation, cellular component: cytoplasm.